This is a messenger RNA of Blastocystis hominis, 1002 nucleotides long. RefSeq lists its product as hypothetical. The record is from RefSeq and is a predicted model, not a curated record. Gene Ontology annotation, cellular component: membrane. Lineage: Eukaryota; Bigyra; Opalinata; Blastocystidae. Bases 1 to 1002 code for a protein of 333 amino acids. Gene Ontology annotation, molecular function: 3'-5'-RNA exonuclease activity. The transcript has 4 exons.
AUGCUGAUGAGUGCGAUUCGGGCUGUGCGCGAGAAAUACGGGGAUUUGCCGCUCUUUGUGACGAUGGACUCCAAUUCGAAACCGCAUUCCAAGGUGUACAAUUAUUUCCGAUUCCUAAACCCGUACAUUCAGCUACGAAGCGCAUACGAUGACUAUUACUGUCAUGAUGAGCCGUUGUUCACGAACUACACUUAUAAAUUCAUCGGCUGCAUCGACUAUAUUUUCUAUGACCCUGCACAUGUAGAACUGCGGAGUGUGCUCGACUUGCCUAAGAACCAGCAAAUGAGAGGCGUGAAGGCCCUCCCUAACGAUUCCUGUCCAUCGGAUCACGUUCCACUCCUCAUGGUUGCUGAUUUGCUGGAGGAGCAAAGAGUGUGUGAAAGAGUGUCUCCAACUCCCAAGAGUUGCCGUCCUACGCUAACUCAACCCUAUUUUCAGAGAUUAUCGUCUUUGAGUAUGGGAACCUCUCAUGACAAGAAGAAAGGUCACUGCUGCCUUAUGACAACGAAUAUUAUACUUCUUGUACUUUCCUUGGUCAUCAUUACAUUUGUGUUAAUUGCCCUACAGAAGCAGAGCCUCCCUGAGUUGCGAUUUGUUUAUAUCGUUAGUUUUUUGUUCGCUCUGUUUCUUUCGAUCAUGGCCAUUCUUGGCUUUGGAGCUCUUUGCAAGGGAUGCUGGGUCUACUUUUAUUUCGUGUUGUGCAAUUUCAACUCUCUCUUAAAUACGAAUUAUAUUAUCGAUAAGUUUGGUAGAAUGAUUAACUCAACGUUUGUGCAACCUCACUGGGACGACAUCCAAGAGGUAAUAGGGUGCUGUGGAUGGAACGGUACCAUGCAACUGAAUCCGACCUGCCAGGAACCUGAUUGUACAGUUGUUAUUCCUGCCGAUAAGCAAAUCUCUCUAAUCAUCUGGGAGGUUGUUUCUUUGCUAAUGGCAAUUCUUUUUCUCUCCCUUUCGUGUUGUACCGCUGUGAGAAUGUCUCGCUUUCAUUACUAUUAUUAA